GACGUCCCGCUAGGCUGAGACCGGCGCGCGGCGCGCCAGUGGCCGCUCUUCCGCGGGCGAGUGGGCGGUGGGGGCGCCAGCAGCGCAGAAGGCGGGCACGCGGGCCAUGUCUCCCUGGGCGGAGGCCGAGCUCUCGGCGCUGAACCCGCUGCGCGCGGUGUGGCUCACGCUGACCGCCGCCUUCCUGCUGACCCUACUGCUGCAGCUCCUGCCGCCCGGCCUGCUCCCGGGCUGCGCGAUCUUCCAGGACCUGAUCCGCUAUGGGAAAACCAAGUGUGGGGAGUCGCCGCGCCCCGCCGCCUGCCGCGCCUUUGAUGUCCCCAAGAGGGUUUCACUCUUGUUGCCCAGGCCGGAGUGCAAUGGCGCAAUAUCAGCUCACCGCAACCUCCACCUUCCGGGUUCAAGCGAUUCUCCUGCCUAAGCCCCCCAGCAGCUGGGAACACAGAUAUUUUUCCCACUUUUAUAUCAUCUCAGUGCUGUGGAAUGGCUUCCUGCUUUGGUGCCUUACUCAGUCUCUGUUCCUGGGAGCACCUUUUCCAAGCUGGCUUCAUGGUUUGCUCAGAAUUCUCGGGGCGGCACAGUUCCAGGGAGGGGAGCUGGCACUGUCUGCAUUCUUAGUGCUAGUAUUUCUGUGGCUGCACAGCUUACGAAGACUCUUCGAGUGCCUCUACGUCAGUGUCUUCUCCAAUGUCAUGAUUCACGUCGUGCAGUACUGUUUUGGACUUGUCUAUUAUGUCCUUGUCGGCCUAACUGUGCUGAGCCAAGUGCCAAUGGAUGGCAGGAAUGCCUACGUAACAGGGAAAAAUCUACUGAUGCAAGCACGGUGGUUCCAUAUUCUCGGGAUGAUGAUGUUCAUCUGGUCAUCUGCCCAUCAGUAUAAGUGCCAUGUUAUUCUCGGCAAUCUCAGGAAAAAUAAAGCAGGAGUGGUCAUUCACUGUAACCACAGGAUCCCAUUUGGAGACUGGUUUGAAUAUGUUUCUUCCCCUAACUACUUAGCAGAGCUGAUGAUCUACGUUUCCAUGGCUGUCACCUUUGGGUUCCACAACUUAACUUGGUGGCUAGUGGUGACAAAUGUCUUCUUUAGUCAGGCCCUGUCUGCCUUUCUCAGCCACCAAUUCUACAAAAGCAAAUUUGUCUCUUACCCGAAGCAUAGGAAAGCUUUCCUACCAUUUUUGUUUUAAGUUAACCUCAGUCAUGAAGAAUGCAAACCAGGUGUUGGUCUCAAUGCCUAAGGACAGUGAAGUCUGGAGCCCAAAGUACAGUUUCGGCAAAGCUGUUUGAAACUCUCCGUUCCAUUUCUAUACCCACAAGUUUUCACUGAAUGAGCAUGGCAGUGCCACUCAAGAAAAUGAAUUUCCAAAGUAUCUUCAAAGAAUAAAUACUAAUGGCAGAUCUGCGA
Symphalangus syndactylus (siamang) is the source of this 1399-nucleotide messenger RNA. RefSeq names its product steroid 5 alpha-reductase 3 (gene SRD5A3). Gene Ontology annotation, molecular function: 3-oxo-5-alpha-steroid 4-dehydrogenase activity. Gene Ontology annotation, cellular component: endoplasmic reticulum. Gene Ontology annotation, biological process: polyprenol catabolic process; dolichol-linked oligosaccharide biosynthetic process. NCBI's taxonomy places the organism in Eukaryota, Metazoa, Chordata, Mammalia, Primates, Hylobatidae. The record is from RefSeq and is a predicted model, not a curated record.